Saccoglossus kowalevskii is the source of this 405-nucleotide messenger RNA. RefSeq names its product mpv17-like protein. The record is from RefSeq and is a predicted model, not a curated record. Gene Ontology annotation, cellular component: cytoplasm; membrane; mitochondrion. NCBI's taxonomy places the organism in Eukaryota, Metazoa, Hemichordata, Enteropneusta, Harrimaniidae.
AUGAAUGUGUUCAGAUUCAUACUUAGCCCUCUGGUGAAAAAUGCUGUUUUUGCCGGCACAGUCUUCGGGGCAUCCGAAUUCACUCAACAGACGCUACGCGGAGAUGACAAGUAUGACUAUGGCUACAUUGGUCGUGUUGCAUUGACGGGGCUGUUGUUCUAUGGGCCAUUUUGUCACUAUUUUUAUCGCGCGUUGGACAACGCAUGGAAGGGAACCACAACGCGUAUGAUAAUAAAGAAAUUGGUGCUAGAUCAGACCAUAGCUGGACCAGUCAGUAUCGGUGGUUUUUAUAUAGUGCUAGACGUUCUUGAAGGAAAGAAAGAUAUUUUUGCUGAAGCAAAGGUUAAAACACUACCAAGCUGGGGAGCUUGUUUACUGUUCUGGCCACCGGUCCAGGUAACAUAA